AUGGGCACAAAACUGACCGAACUAUACGAUUUCGAACUGGGUACCCUUGGACUAGAAUCGCUGAUGCCACGAAUGGGAAAUGUUUACUACGUUCCAUCGACUGUGUUGACUAGAAGCGUUAGAAGUUUGUCUAUUUGCACUCUUUACUCGUCUGUAGGUUGGUGGUCACUAUCGCUUAUGAGGACUCCGUAUGAUAUUUGGAUGAUCGCGUGGAUUGCCAUUGUAGCUGUUAUCGUCCAAUUUACUGUGUUUUGCCGAAGACGAUCGCGCCCAACUUUAACACAGUUCGACCUUGGGAAGGCUAGACAUGAACCAGAAACGUACAAUCCUGUAUUAGAGGCAAUGUUGGCAACGUCAUUCAAUGAGAACUUGAAGACAUGUCUUGAAAUGUCGAUAAGAGAUGGAAUUCCGACUCAAGAUUCGCUAGAAACCUUACUCAUCUCUGUAGCGGAAAAAGGCGGGAAAGAGCGCGCUUAUGAGAAAAUGGAAGAAGUUGACAUGGAUUUCUUUAUUGAAAAAAGUCGUGAGAAGAGCAAAGAAUCCACGUCAGCAGAAGGACAGCGAGAAGAAGUCAAGUUGAAAAAGCUACAAGAAACUCAACCAGACCUGAUUGAUUAUGGCACACUAGAAGAUCCAGGAGAAGUGAAAGUAAAGGAAAUGCGAUCUUUGAGAGUUGGCUCUCUUCAGCAUCUACUUCUUCAAUUGAGUAGGGCGAAAGCAGCUAGACUGGAAAAGAAUAAAGCAAGCGGUAGUGAGCCCUCGUCUCAAGAAGCGAAAAGACGCAGUAAGGCACAGUUGCAGAAGGCAUCUUCAAUAAGUUUACCUACCGUCAGUACUGAACCCUUUCAAGUAAAGGCCUCAACCUUACCAACGACGAAGGCAACUUUUGGCGAUGCUAAGCCGAUGAAAAUGACAGUCAAGUCUAAGUUUACGAGACCGGUCCCAAUGAAGCUGGAGAAUGCGAAAGACAUGAGAAUGAGGAAAAAUGCAGUUGUUAAAAGUGCCUCGGCAGAAGUUUUUGCUACACCUAGAAGGACCGGCAAAAGGUCGGCGAAAAAGAAAGCGACGAAGAGGAAAAGAAAGUAA
Molecule: messenger RNA, 1086 nt
Organism: Cylicocyclus nassatus
Lineage: Eukaryota; Metazoa; Nematoda; Chromadorea; Rhabditida; Strongylidae
Source: the annotation of a GenBank genome assembly